Molecule: messenger RNA, 1359 nt
Organism: Solanum dulcamara
Lineage: Eukaryota; Viridiplantae; Streptophyta; Magnoliopsida; Solanales; Solanaceae
Product: probable F-box protein At4g22030
Exons: 1
Coding region: 82-1347 (421 amino acids)
Source: RefSeq, a predicted model, not a curated record
CUUUUCUGUUUUUUUUCCUUCAAUUUUUCCAGCCAAGAUAAAUCAUUCUUUUACAUAUAUCAACAGAUUUAGAGAAAAUAUAUGGCAACUCUUCAAGCUUCAAGUUACUUGAGCUCAUCUUGUACUUCUGCUACUUCAUCUUCAUCUUCCCGAAGACGACCCAUUACAGCAAAAAUUAAUAUUCCCAAGAUUCGUACCAGCAAAAUCUCCAUCCCCAUGCUAAUAUCAGAUCAUGAACAAUUAAUUACCAGCAAUCCAAUGGAGGAACUAGUGCUCAGUCCUUCAAGAUUAUUAAGUGAUACAAAUAAUAUUGUCGAUGAUCUGCUGGUUAUAGAAAAGCUUUACGCUAUCAAAGAGGCGGUUGCAGAUAGAGUGGAGAUGCAUAGAAAUAUUGGAGAGCAGAGAAGCCAAUGGAACAGUAUGCUUUUGACAUCCAUUAAUGGGAUAACUCUUGCUGCUGCUACAAUGGCUGGCAUUGCGGCUAGCAGUAGUAGUGGUGAUCCUGUUUUGGGACUAAAAAUGUCAUCCACUAUGAUGUAUUUGGCUGCUACUGGUAUGUUGACGAUCAUCAACACGAUUCAACCAUCCCAGCUUGCUGAAGAACAAAGAAACGCAACAAGGCUUUUCCAAGAUCUAUAUAACCAAAUAGAAACUACUUUAUCAAUCGGUCACCCUUCUGCUAUUGAUGUGAAAGAAGCUAUGGACAAAGUAUUAGCUAUUGACAAGGCCUAUCCACUUCCUCUUCUUGGCGUAAUGCUAGAGAAAUUUCCAUCUUCAGUGGAACCUUCUGUUUGGUGGCCUCAACAACGUCGAAGACAGCUCAAAAGUCAUGUCAACGACAAUUGGAAUGGUAAACUGGAGGAGGAAAUGAAAGAAAUAAUGGGAGUUUUGGGUAGAAAAGACCAAGAAGAAUACAUAAGCCUAGGGGAAAAGGCCUUGAAAUUGAACAAGUUUUUAGCCAUGUCUGGUCCAUUGCUCACAGGCCUAGCAGCAAUUGGCUCGAUGUUUAUAGAAUCUAGUACUGCUUCUCAUGGAUAUAAUUGGGCAGCCAUGCUAGGAAUUGUUGGCGGUGCAUUGGCAAGUGUAGUUAACACAAUAGAGCAUGGUGGACAAGUUGGAAUGGUAUUCGAGAUGUAUAGGAGCAACGCUGGUUUCUUCCAGUACACGCAAGACUCUAUCGAAUCAAACUUGUCAGAAACAGAAAUGGACAGAAGAGAAAAUGGUGAAGUGUUUGAGAUGAAGGUGGCUUUGAAAUUAGGAAGGAGUUUAUCAGAUCUAAGAAAUCUUGCUGCUUCUUCUUUAUCAAAGGGAGAAGAAAUUGACGAGUUCGCAAGCAAGCUUUUUUAAGUAACUGUUAUU